AUGGUUUGUUCCAAAUGCCAGAAGAAGCUAAAAGCCACCGAACUAGCCACGCCAGGCGUAAAGCGCAAGAGUGAGAUGUAUUACGGCUCGCCUUCCACUUCGCUAGGUGGUGGUGGUGGUGGUGGCUCGGGUAGUGGUUCCGGAACUUCAGUAGCGAACAGGACCAAGGCUACACUGGGAAAUACGGGUGUUUCAAAGAACAAACUCCUCAGCGCAAAAGCGAAGAACCCCUAUGCGGCGUACUCAUCGUCUUGCGAUAUGUGCAAGGCGAAGACAGAGCAAGGGCGGAAAUAUUGUCAGCGGUGUGCGUAUCAGAAGAACGCGUGUCCAAUGUGUGGGAAGAGUUUAACGGGGAAGUCCGCGAAGGAUCAGCCUGUCGUGCAGGGGCAGAAGUUCAAUUUGAAAUGA
Messenger RNA from Aspergillus nidulans FGSC A4, 408 nucleotides. RefSeq names its product cysteine-rich PDZ-binding protein. Bases 1 to 408 code for a protein of 135 amino acids. Lineage: Eukaryota; Fungi; Ascomycota; Eurotiomycetes; Eurotiales; Aspergillaceae. The record is from RefSeq and is a predicted model, not a curated record. The transcript has 3 exons. Gene Ontology annotation, cellular component: cytoplasm.